GGGUGGGGUCCACAGUGUCUGAAUCCCAGUACAAAAUUCCGCCCAAGACUGAAAGAACUGGAGAAAUGAAAAAUUAAGACUAAUCAGGUAAUAUAUGACGUCAGGUAAUAUGACGUCUCUGAUUCCCAGCGCUUUGAACGCCGACGAAGACCUCGACGACGCCGCUUUAUGGGCCGCCGUCGAAUCAGCCGCCGACGCCGCUUCUCUCUCCGCAUCCUCCGCCACUAACCCUCAGAGAUUUGUCCCCCUCAGAAAUGCUUCCCCAGUCCCCGCCAUAUCCAGAACCCCCAGAAUCCAUCGAAAUUACUCCGACGGAGAGGUCUUGCAAGAAUCUCGGGGCCACGAUCAGAACCACCGGCCACCCAAAAUCGCCAGGUCGAACUCGUUUCAGAGGAGUCCGCAAACCCUGGCGGUGGUGAAGCACGUGCCCCGCACGCCUACGACGCCGCCGGUGUUUCACUCCCCGGAGGCCAGAACUGCAGAUGUUUCGCCAUUCUCCCGGAAUCGUAACUGUCCUCUUCAAUCUUAUCAUUCACCGGUUUCCACGCCGACGAAUCCGGAAACUACCGUGAUGCGACAUAGCUUGUCUGGUCGGUUCCCGACGGUGUCUCUGUUUAAAGAGUAUCAGGAUGCAGCUAUGGCGAUUCUUGAGAAAAGUGACUACACCAUGAUAUCUGGACACCCUUUCAUUAAGAAAACAGGGUGGAGGAAGAUAGCAUUCUACUUCAAUCUAUCUUUUGAAAUUAAGGAUAAGACAAUUGAAUUUGACGAACACCGCAAUGUUCAGCGAGCAGAGUUUAUUGUUCGGGCACAUAUGCAUGGUGGUAGAUUUUCAGAUGGAUGGGGCUCAUGUGAGAAGCGAGAAAAAAAGUUUAUGAAACCAAACCAUGAUAUUCCAAGCACAGCUGAAACUAGGGCAAAAAAUAAGGCAUGUCAGGAUCUUCUAGGUAUUGGAGAAUAUCGUCCUGGUGGUAGCCAUGGUCAGCAAUAAAUCGAAUUUACAGAGUUCAAGCUGAAAGUCUUGGUUAAUAGCUGAUCCAAACGAGAAGAGGUGUUUAUACAUCGUAAGCAUAGAUUUUCCUCACAAAGCUUCUAAUUUGAGGUGAUAUUUUGAAUGGCUUUAUUUUUCAGUAACCAAGGAUCCAAAAGGUAACAGAGACUUGUUAACUAAAUGGUUUCUAUUCCAUGAAGCAGCAAUGUUCUCUCAAAAAUCAAAAUGAUUUACUGGGAUAAACAUAUUACUCUUGAUUGAUUCACACUCGGUACUGUUGCUUUUUAAGAGUUGUCAGAGGCCCAAUCCUUAUUUUUGCAGAAUGCACAUGAAACCUCUUCCUUGUUUAUAUUAACC
Molecule: messenger RNA, 1348 nt
Organism: Oldenlandia corymbosa var. corymbosa
Lineage: Eukaryota; Viridiplantae; Streptophyta; Magnoliopsida; Gentianales; Rubiaceae
Source: the annotation of a GenBank genome assembly